Messenger RNA from Sorex fumeus (smoky shrew), 954 nucleotides. It is a transcript of the gene CMBL, whose product is annotated as carboxymethylenebutenolidase homolog. The record is from RefSeq and is a predicted model, not a curated record. The transcript is spliced from 6 exons. Gene Ontology annotation, molecular function: hydrolase activity. NCBI's taxonomy places the organism in Eukaryota, Metazoa, Chordata, Mammalia, Eulipotyphla, Soricidae. Bases 131 to 868 code for a protein of 245 amino acids.
CUCUGCAGGCCGCGCCCUCUGCAAAGGGCAGCAACUGUCGAGAGGGCGCUGCUUGGCAGCCAGACGGUUCUAGAACCACCCAGGGAUAAGAGGAGGGCCCCCCCAGUGAAGUCCUGCGCCAGCCUCUGCCAUGGCCAACGAAGCGCAGCCCUGCCCGUGUGACAUCGGCCACCGGAUGGAGUAUGGCGGCAUGGGAAAGGAGGUGACCGUGGGGCACAUCAGGGCGUACGUCACCCGGGCGCCCGUGGACACCGGCAAGGCCGUGCUGGUCAUUCAGGAUAUCUUCGGCUGGCAGCUGCCCAACACCAGAUACAUGGCCGACAUGAUCGCCAGGAACGGAUACACAACCAUCCUCCCAGACUUCUUCGUGGGGCAGGAGCCCUGGGACCCCUCCUCGGACUGGUCCACCUUCCCGGAAUGGCUGAAAACCAAAAAUGCCAGGAAGAUCAAUAAAGAGGUGGAUGCCGUCCUGCAGUUCCUGAGGCAGCAGUGCGGCGCGCGCGCCAUUGGCGUGGUGGGCUUCUGCUGGGGCGGCGUGGCUGUGCACCACGUCAUGACCACCUACCCCGAUUUCCGGGCCGGGGUGUCCAUCUACGGAAUCAUCAGGGAGCCAGGGGACGUGUACGCCCUGAAGAACCCCACGCUGUUCCUGUUUGCUGAGAAUGAUACUGUGAUCCCGCUGGAGCAGGUCUCGGUGCUGACCCAGAAACUGAAAGAACACUGCAGAGUGGAUUACCAGAUCAAGACGUUUUCUGGGCAGACUCACGGGUUCGUGCACAGGAAGAGAGAAGACUGCUUGCCCGAGGACAAGCCCUACAUCGACGAGGCCAGGAGGAACUUGCUCGAGUGGCUCAGCAAGUACGUCUGAGUGCAGACUCUGCCCAGACGUGUGGCCUGAAACACUGUCAUUUGGUUUAAUUCUCACUUUGUACAAGAUAAACCGAGAAAUUCUGA